Peniophora sp. CBMAI 1063 is the source of this 2496-nucleotide messenger RNA. Lineage: Eukaryota; Fungi; Basidiomycota; Agaricomycetes; Russulales; Peniophoraceae. The record is from the annotation of a GenBank genome assembly.
AUGUCAAGCUCAGAUUCAGGCCAAGAAGCUGGGGGUAGUCGCAAACCUGCCGCGAAGAAGCGUAGGACGAAUCUUGCCUGCGAUAUGUGCAAGAAACGCAAGAUCCGUUGCGAUGGAAAGCACGACAGUGGCAAGUGCACGAACUGCAGAGAAUAUGGCUGGACGUGCACGUAUGACAACGCCGUGAAAAAAUACCCACCAGGCUACGUUAUGGCACUGCAGACCAAGGUCGAGAAGCUGGAAGCCUUACUACGCGAACUUCACCCUGACGAGGAUUUCACGGCACGAGUGGGCGUCACACUCACUCGCACGAAUUGGAUGCAGAAGGGCGUACUCGGCGAACCUGUUCCUAAGAAGCCUAGUCCUUUUGUCGGCGGGUCGAGCAAAGUAACCGUGGUAUCUCCGCCCCCUGCUGUUGCUCAGUCUCCAGGGGCUCCUGUCGCUUCUACUUCUUCCCCGCACCCUCUAUUAUCUGGCAACAGUGUCGCCUCGUCGACUGACUUUGUCAACGAUGAGGAAGACAUCGUAGUCAAACUCAACAAGCUUUCAGAGAAGCUGAAGCAGACGCACAUCGGCAACUUCUACGGCAGGUCAUCCAACAAGGCUCUCAUCAUGAACGCUCUCGCGUUAGACAAGGAACUCGGCUCCGUCCCUAACAUCCAAGAUGCACCAGGAGAGCUAAUCGAAAUCCUCAGACCCAAAUUCUGGGAGGAGCAACCGUGGGAGUAUAGACUCAAAGAGGCGACGGUACGGCCGUACAAAUUUCCCGAUCCGGACUUACUCGAGCAUUUGGUCGAUCUGUACUUCGUCAAUAUCCACAUAUCGCUACCCAUCCUGCACCAACCUACGUUCAGACUGAACUUGAAGAAACAACUGCAUUUGAGCUCUCGAGAGUUCGGCGCCGUAGUCCUGCUCGUUUGUGCCAACGCGGCUCGCUAUAGCGAUGACCCACGUGUGCUUCUCCCGGGGAGUGACAAUCAGCACUCUGCUGGCUAUGAGUGGUUCGUGCAAGUGCAGUUUGCCUUCACCAUCACUCCGAUGGCGGACGUCGAACUUCUGCAAACCUUUGCUCUCGGUGUGCCGUAUCUGAUGGGAAAGUCCGAGAUCACCGCUUGGAAUAUCUGCGGUGCGGCCAUUCGUCUGGCGCAGAACCUCGGCAUCCAUCGUAAGCCUGCGUACGACUCAGAGCCGACACUUAAGGAUGAGCUCUUCAAGCGAUCUUUCUGGACCCUGAUCUUCUUCGAUCGCUAUAUGAGCUCCAGCCUCGGGAGGGCGUGCGCAAUCGUAGACGAUGACCUUGACCUCGAUUUCCCCGUUGAUUGCGAUGAUGAAUACUGGACGCCCACCAAUGGAUCGCCGCCGUUUAAGCAGCCAGACGGCCUACCAUCCCAUACAUCAAUGUUCAUCUGGAGUCUGAAGCUGUCCCAAAUCUUGGGCUCUGCUCUGCGUACGCUGCACGCCAGCAACAAGACAAAGGCACACCAUGGCUUCGCAGGACCGGAGUGGGAGCACCGUGCCAUUGCCUUCUACGACUCGGCGCUCAAUCAGUGGCUGGAAUCCCUCCCUGAGUACCUACGUUGGGACACGAGUCGCACAGUCGACGAUCCCGUGCUCUAUCAGCAGGCGGCGGCCAUAACAGCGCGCUUCUACGAGAUGCAAAUCAUUAUCCACCGCCCGUUCAUCGCGUCCGAGCAAGAGAGCGAACUCCCAUCCCUGGCAGUGUGUUCAAACGCCGCUCGUUCAUGCGCACGCGUGCUACAGACACUCAAUCAGCACUUCCCUGGACGUGCGCCACAGCUGUACACCUGCGCGUUCACAUCCGGAGCGGUGCUCCUGUUCAACAUUGGCAGUGCCAGACGCAUACGGGCGCCGAUAAAUCCGGAAGACUUCGUAGCCGUGCAGACUUGUAUGGGCUAUCUGAAAAGCCUAGAAGACCGAUAUCAGUCUGCAGGUCGGGUGUGGGAUGCCCUCAACAUGAUAGUCUCUUUGGGUCGCGCGCCUCUGACAGAACAGUACCUGCGCGGUCAAAAACGCCAAAGAGACAUGGAACAAGAAAUCUCGGGCCAAGAUCCCACACCCUCCACCAAUCAUGACUUGUGGACCCAGAUGACUGGUUCGGUCUCGACAGCUGCCACACAUGCUGGUAACUGGGAAGAAAAUGGGUUAUUGUCGCUGGCAGACGCGGCCACGAUAGGGUCUUUCGCGCAGGACACGGAUAUGUCAUGGCUCAGUCAGCUAAAUCAAUCCGGUCUAUCCGAGGGAUUCGAUCUAUCUGGCUUGCUGGGAUCUACUCCCAUGCAGGGUAGACAGCAGGGAGACAACGUCGAAAGCUCUUGGCCUUUCGGCCUAGAGAGCGACCUGCUGGGAGGCGGCAUGAAUCCAUCACAUAUAGUAGGCGACCCGUUUGCUGAGGCUGAUAUAUCCAUGUUUGCACCCGCUUUCACGUCCGCCCAUGACCACGCCGGUGAUGAUACGCCCGGUGCCUCACGAUGUUGA